Molecule: messenger RNA, 1865 nt
Organism: Oryza brachyantha (malo sina)
Lineage: Eukaryota; Viridiplantae; Streptophyta; Magnoliopsida; Poales; Poaceae
Product: pectinesterase-like
Exons: 2
Coding region: 1-1764 (587 amino acids)
Biological process (GO): cell wall modification
Molecular function (GO): pectinesterase inhibitor activity; pectinesterase activity
Source: RefSeq, a predicted model, not a curated record
AUGUGCUUGUACAUUGCACCCAUGCAUCAUCUACACACGCAUCAAGCUAAGGACAUGAAAACGCAUGGCAGGAGGAGGGUGGCCUCCGUUGCAUGGUGCAAUGCCAUUGGAAUGGUGCUAGCUCUAGCGACGCCGGUGGUUUUUGUCACUGCCAACAAUGGCGACACGCCGGCGAAGGACAAUGUGGCCGUUGUCUCGAGGAUUGCUGCCUCGGCGGCCGCCGCGACGGCGGCGCCGGGCGUGAACGUCACGGCCAUCUGCAUGGCGACGCCGUACCCGCGCGCGUGCGAGACGGCGCUCUCGUCGGCGGCGGCGCGGGGUGCAGCCAAGGACCCGUUCGCGGCGUCCGUACAGUUCGCCAUGACCCGGGCCGAGUCGGCGCGCGCGCUGGCGCGUUAUCUCUCGUCGUCGUCGCCGCGCCCGCGACGCGUGCCGCCGAGUGGCAUGGACGACUGCGCCGAGCUGCUCGACAUCAGCCUCGACCAGCUCCGCGACGCUCUCGCCGGCGCCGGGGACGCCGCCGGCGUGACGACGUGGCUCAGCGCGGCGCUGACGAACCAGGGCACGUGCGGCGACAGCCUCGCCGCCGUGCCGGACCGCGCGGCGCGCGACGCCGUGCGCGCGCGCGUCGGCGCGCUCGAGCAGUUCAUCGGCACGGCGCUGGCUCUCCACGCCAAGCUCAAGAACGGGAGCGCGAUCCUGCCACCACCCUCCUCGCCGGCGCCGGCGCCGGCGCCGCCAAACCUUUCCUCCUUCCCAUCCUGGGUCUCCAAACACGACCGCCACCUCCUGUCAUCCCCGCCGAGCACCAUCACGCCGGACGCCGUGGUAGCCCUGGACGGCAGCGGGACGCACACGAGCAUCAGCGACGCGAUCGCCGCCGUGACCGCGCCGGUGCACCCCGCGGCGACCGGAGGAGGUCGAAAGGUGAUCUACGUGAAGGCCGGGCGGUACGAGGAGAGCGUGAGCAUCUCGAGCAAGCAGAAGAACGUGAUGCUCCUCGGCGACGGGAAGGGGAAGACGGUCAUCUCCGGCCACAAGAGCGUCGCCGGCGGCUACACCACCUACGCUUCCGCCACCGUCGCUGCAAUGGGAUCGGGCUUCAUAGCCAAGGACCUGACGAUCGUGAAUAGCGCCGGGCCGGGGAAGGGCCAGGCGGUGGCGCUGCGCGUCGGCGGCGACCUCUCCGUCGUGUACCGGUGCGGCAUCGAGGCGUACCAGGACACGCUCUACGUGCACUCCAACCGGCAGUUCUACGCCGCCGACGACAUCUCCGGCACGGUGGACUUCAUCUUCGGCAACGCGGCGGCGGUGAUCCAGGGCUGCGACAUCCGGGCCCGGCGGCCCGGCCCGGGCCAGCAGGACACGGUCACGGCCCAGGGCCGGUCCGACCCGAACCAGAACACCGGCAUCUCCAUCCACCGGUGCCGGAUCGCCGCCGCGCCGGACCUCGGCGGCGCGCCGGUGUAUCUGGGCCGUCCGUGGCGGAGGUACUCGCGGACGGUCGUGAUGGAUACGGCCCUGGACCGUUCGAUCGCGCCGGCGGGGUGGCUCGAGUGGUCGGGCCAGUUCGGGCUCGCCACGCUCUACUACGGGGAGUACGGCAACACGGGGCCCGGCGCCGUGACACGUCGGCGGGUGACGUGGGGCGGCGUGCACUCGCGCAUGUCCACGUCGGACGCCACGAGGUUCACCGUGGCAAACUUUAUCGUAGGGGACGCGUGGCUGCCUGGCACUGGAGUGGCCUACACUUCAGGGCUGUAGCUAUCAGCUAUGUAAUGUAAACUGCUCUCUGUAUCGUCUGAUUAAUUAAAAAUCCUGGAGCUAAAUGGUGAGGAUGAAUGAACGAUAUGAACUUGCCGUGA